Marmota monax (woodchuck) is the source of this 2309-nucleotide messenger RNA. RefSeq names its product kelch like family member 42 (gene Klhl42). Lineage: Eukaryota; Metazoa; Chordata; Mammalia; Rodentia; Sciuridae. Gene Ontology annotation, molecular function: protein binding. The record is from RefSeq and is a predicted model, not a curated record. The transcript has 3 exons. Bases 1 to 1518 code for a protein of 505 amino acids.
AUGUCGGCGGAGGAGAUGGUGCAGAUCCGCCUGGAGGACCGCUGCUACCCGGUGAGCAAGAGGAAGCUCAUCGAGCAGAGCGAUUACUUCCGCGCCCUCUACCGCUCCGGCAUGCGGGAGGCCCUGAGCCAGGAAGCUGGCGGCCCAGAGGUGCAGCAGCUGCGCGGCCUCAGCGCGCCGGGCCUGCGGCUGGUGCUGGACUUCAUCAAUGCCGGCGGGGCCCGCGAAGGCUGGCUCCUGGGCCCGCGGGGGGAGAAGGGCGGAGGGCUGGAGGAGGAAGAGGACAUGGACGAGGUGAGCCUGCUGUCUGAGCUGGUGGAAGCAGCCUCCUUCCUGCAGGUCACGUCCCUACUGCAGCUGCUGCUGUCCCAAGUGCGGCUCAACAACUGCCUGGAAAUGUACCGCCUGGCGCAGGUGUACGGGCUUCCAGACCUGCAGGAGGCCUGCCUGCGCUUCAUGGUCGUCCACUUCCACGAGGUGCUGUGCAAGCCCCAGUUCCACCUCCUGGUGUCUCCUCCCCAAGCUCCGGGGGACAUCAGCCUGAAGCAGAGGCUGAGGGAGGCCCGGAUGACUGGGACUCCUGUCCUUGUAGCCCUGGGGGACUUCCUGGGAGGACCCCUGGCCCCUCAUCCCUACCAGGGAGAGCCCCCGUCCAUGCUCAGGUAUGAGGAGAUGACUGAGCGUUGGUUCCCGCUGGCCAAUAACCUUCCUCCCGAUCUGGUGAAUGUCAGGGGUUAUGGGUCAGCCAUCCUGGACAACUACCUCUUCAUAGUGGGCGGGUACAGAAUCACUAGCCAGGAGAUCUCCGCUGCACAUUCCUACAACCCCAGCACCAACGAGUGGCUCCAGGUGGCCUCCAUGAACCAGAAGAGGUCUAACUUCAAACUCGUGGCUGUUAAUUCAAAACUCUAUGCCAUUGGCGGGCAGGCCGUUUCUAAUGUUGAGUGUUACAAUCCUGAGCAGGAUGCAUGGAAUUUUGUGGCACCCUUACCAAAUCCUCUGGCCGAAUUCUCUGCGUGUGAGUGUAAGGGGAAAAUUUAUGUCAUUGGAGGAUAUACUACCAGAGACCGAAACAUGAACAUUUUGCAGUACUGCCCCUCUUCAGACAUCUGGACGCUCUUUGAAACAUGUGAUGUUCACAUUCGCAAGCAGCAGAUGGUGUCUGUGGAGGAAACCAUCUACAUUGUGGGGGGAUGUCUCCACGAACUGGGGCCCAACCGGAGGAGCAGCCAGAGCGAGGACAUGCUCACUGUGCAGUCCUACAACACUGUCACCCGGCAGUGGCUCUACCUCAAGGAGAACACAUCCAAAUCCGGGCUUAACUUGACUUGCGCGCUCCACAAUGACGGCAUCUACAUCAUGAGCAGGGACGUGACCCUGUCCACCAGCUUGGAGCACCGAGUUUUCCUCAAGUACAAUAUCUUUUCAGAUAGCUGGGAAGCAUUUCGGCGAUUCCCAGCCUUUGGACAUAACUUGCUGGUUUCUUCUCUUUAUCUGCCCAAUAAAGCAGAAACAUGACUGAAUUGACUUCGUACUUCAAACAAACCUGGUUCAAGACCAAAAAAAGGAGAAACAAAAAACAACAAAGGGAGACUGAUUUCUAAAGGGAAAAAAAUGUGGGCUAGAGUAGGUCACGGAUAUAUACCAGUAGCAGCUGUAAAUAAGCUUACUUGAAAACUUGUGGAAAAAGAGACCAACUUUAUUAUUUUUUAAAUUAUUGAUUUUUAAAUUAUGGGAACAAAUCCAUGAUAAUGUUUUCAUCCAAACACAAUAUUCUUGGGUCAGUGAUGGAAACUUAGCAUUAAAAAAUGGGUUCAGGGGCUGGGAAUAUAGCCCAGUUGGUAAAGUGCUUGCCUCAUAUGCACAAGGCCCUGGGUUCAAUCCCCAGCACCACUAAAAAAAGUAAGUGGAUUCAUUGGGUCUGCUUGGUAAAGGGCCAAAGUCAAUGAUAGACAUGAAUGGUAAAGAUGAUUUUAAAAUCUGUUUUAUUUAGGUCACUUUAAAUAUCAGUAGUACCUUAAGUAGGAGACUUUAAAUUAUCAAUUUACUUGAUAAUAACUUUGUUAUUCUCCCUCCUCUCCCCGUCUUACCCACAGGUACUUCUAAUGUGUUUAAAAUAGGGUUCCAUGUUCAUAUAUUUUAUUUGCACACUACUUUUCAGGAAACCUCCAAUGAUGGAACCCUAGAGUGAAUCCUUGCAAGAGUCAGUCCACCCAAAAUUUGUUUAAAACAUUCUCAGUUUUCUUAUCUUUUUUUUUUCAGUUAUGAAUGACAAAAUAAAUAGAUUGAUAAAACCUCUUUACUUCAUA